AUGGAAAUAAACAGCUUACAGAUAUAACAAGAAACUCGUUGUUUGAAACACCGAUUUCGUAAAAAAAUCGUUGGUUUUGCCACUACUCGUCAGUUAUUAAAGCGUCUUUAGAAUAGAUGGUAUAUCUAGUCCGACCAAGUCCGUCCGGCGCCAACUGAAAUUACGAAUCUAUAUAUCAUAUCGACCAGGGGUGACGGUUCCCCAUGACGUCAUCCGUCGGGACAACAUUCCCCGUUCCAAGGAUGGCAGUUGGACCAGAACAAAGUGUCGUUCAUUGUUUGACGUCCUGUUCAAACAGUUUUGGAAAUGAUUUUUAGAAAAGUGUUACGAUACGAAAACUAAAUGAUAUAUCGUGAUUGUUCGUGUAUGCGAAAGAACAUUGAUCAAGGGAUAGAAGGCAUCUCGUGGAUACGCAACAAGCGUCAAUGCACGAGACACACAUCGAUUUCACCGGGAAAACAUGAGUGACGGAAACAGCGGACGAAUCGACGAGAGUCUCACGAGUGGUACUGGUAGUUCUCUUCGAAUCCAAUGCGAAUAUUUUGUUGGAACCGCAUUUCGAAUAUUCUUACAGUGCUAUUCGUAGCUAUACAAACAGUCAAUGAUAUUCUUGUAUAUAUGUAUGACAAAGUUCAUGUAACACCUGAAGCUCAUCACCUGUUAACCAUUCUGUAACAUAAUUUCCUAUGCAACGUGUAAUAUAAUUUUAUUAGAUUCGAAAUAAACAAAUGCAAUUUUAAUUUACAUAUACGGUGCUUUGUAUAAUAAAUCCUUGCUGAAUUAGUAGCUUUAAAACAGUUAUUUACUAGGCCAUGUCCUUUUUCGCUAUUUGUCUAAAAUAGGCAUGUACUACUCGAUAGAAGUAUUCAUUGUUUCCCUAGUAGACUAACAAAUUUUGAUAUUUUGUAUGCAAAAUGUAAAACAAUUUAAAAUAUUCUGAAAUUAUAAUACAAAAUGUGUACAAAUUUUCAACAUUUUCCAACCAUUUCCUACUAUUCUUGCUAGUUAUGUAUCCCUUAAUUCUAUUAUUGUCUAUAGUUAGAAUAUAUGUGCUCUUCCAUAUAAAUGAUAUAUUAUCGUUAUAAAGAUGUACGUCGGAAAGCAAAGGACAUGGCACACCAGUAGAUACAAAAUGUUGGACUAGUGGAAGUUGAAGAGUAGAAAGUAAAAAACAGAGAGCAAUAGCGCAGAAGAUAGAAAAAGAAUUGAUCGGUACGUAGUGACAGCAUCGUACAAGAGCAAAUAAGGAGAAUGAGUCACGCUCAGCAGCAUGUACUUGCAAGCGCAAUAGUUCUCGCUCUGAUAGUGGUCUUUGGCAUCCAUGUCUUCCUGUUUCCUAUGUACACAUCCAACCCACCAGCUCGUCACAUUAAAAUAUCGACGUACGAGCAAGCUCUUUGUCGUACCACCUUAAAGAAUGUCAGAAUACCACCAGAGUGGAGAAAUCCUUGUCCCAAAUAUGGAAUAGUUUCGGCAGUACAAGGUGGCAGACUUGGAAAUCAAAUAUGGGAAUAUGUCUCUGUGUGGGCAACUGCUAGAAGAACUGGUUUAGAACCAUUCAUGCCACGUUGCAUACUGAAAACCCUCGAGGAAUACUUCGAAAAUCUCAGUAUUCCGCCGCUCAGUUACAUCGGACGAUGCAGUCUAGAUGUUAGUCAGAUUGUCAAUUCUCUUGGACAAUGGAACAGUACAGAACAAAACAUCAUCAUACCAAGAUACGCAGCUUACUGGUCUCUCAUCUUGGUGUGGUUGGACGAUAUACGAAGAGAAUUUACGUUUAAGCCAAAUUUAAGAACUUACGCGGAAAGGGUACUGAAAGAAGUAGCGGAAGAAUUUAACUUGCUCGAACCAACGUUUGUAAGCAUUCAUGUACGAAGAACAGAUUACAUAGAUUAUCUAUGGCAGAAAUUGAAAAUUAGACCUGCCCCUGUCAGCUACUACUUUGCGGCAAUGGAUUACUUUAUUGGCAAGUAUAAUAAUGUAGUAUUUGUAGUAACUAGCGAUAAUAUAGUGUGGUGCAAGUAUAAUUUGCAUAGUAAACGACAUAGAAUCAAAUUUGUGUCCGAUAUCGACGCAAAAGGUCCUGGCAAAGACCUUGCAGUUUUAUCAGCAUGUAAUCACAGUAUUAUAGAUUAUGGUACAUACGGUUCAUUUGGCGCAAUUUUAGCCGCUGGUGAGACUGUAGUGUACAAUGUAACGACAUACUUUUCUACCUUAAUUGCCGAAGUUUUGCCAAACUGGAAGAUAAUGAGUUGAAUUAAAAUCAAAAGAGCACUUUUUAUGGAUCUCAAAUUAAAAAUAACGCGUGUACAAACACUUUAUUAAAAAAUACUUUUUAUACGGAUUCAAACGAUAAUUUCGUUCGAUUUUAGAACGUGAAGGUAACAUUCUAUGAUGUUUAUUUCAAAAUUGAAAAUGCUCAAUGAUGAAAUUUUUUCACAUAACAUUAUUUUAUUGGGCACGAAUAUCCGUUUAUUGUUUAUUAUUUUUACAAAAAAAUAAUAUUUUUUUUUAGAUAUAAUAUUCACCGUUUUUAAUUGAUAAAUAAUGAAUUACAUCAUUCCGAUAUAUUGUUUCAACAAUUUAAAAAAAAAAAUAAAUGAAAGUGUAUUAUUAUAUUUCACUAAAUUUUUAUCAAAAUGAUACAAGUACAAUGCUGAUAAAUUGCUUAAGAACAAACAAUCUGCAUAGUUUUUCACUUGAUUAUGGCACUAUUAGAUAAAUCUUAGAAAUCAGUGCACCUUGAAUAGUAGUAAGAAAAUUUACAUAUUUUAAAGAAUUUGUAAAGAUCUAACAUAGAAGAGGGAUACAACGGAACAAUGGACCACAAAUGUCUAAAAUUAAAACAGAUGCUUAUUUUUUUUACUACUGUGAUUCAAACACACACGGCCCUGAAAAAUUGAAUAGAUCCAAUAUUCUUUUGACAUAACGAACCAACCAGCUGAGAAUAAUUUAAAAAUCUACAAAGGAAAAUAUUACUAUCCUUCACAGUGGUCAGAUUUAAGCAGUGAUUUUUGGAUGUUCAUAUUAUUGUUUUCAAAAUUAUAAGUACUUGACUAGUUUAGACAUUUUUCGUGAUAUAAUGUAACAAUCUGAAAAAGAGCAUAGUUAAAUGUACUUGCAUUAUGCAUCUAAUACGUCUUUCACGCAAAGACAAAUUUGCAGAUGUAGAAAGAAAAAGUAUUAAUGAUCUAUGACUCUUAUGAUGUACAAUGAUUUCAACUGUGAUUCUAUUUCUUAUUGUGCCAAAAUUCUUAAUAUACAUUCACAUACAAAAAAUAUAUAUAUAAAUAUGUGUGUGUGUGUGUGUGUGCAGAAAAUAUAUACAUUAACUAGUGUACAUAUGUACACAUCCACACACAUAUACAAUGAAGUUAUAUCUAUACAAGGUAUUAUAUAAUGUUUACAAGUAUGCAAAAAAGGAUGGAUUAUUUCUUCACUUAACAAUUAAAUAUUUCUGAAACUGAAAAAAUCAAUAGAUCGAAGGAAAACGUAUUUUACAAUAAGCCCAGUGUAUAAGUGUUUCAAGUUUAUUAACCACGUGACCUGAUAUAUUCGAUUUAUAAUAUUUUAUAAAUUAGUUUAGUCAAUGUGUUUAUGUCUAUAUGUUAACAUCUAUAUAUAUAUAAAGCAUCUUCAUUGUAUUUGAUGCCUGUUAGUUGUUAAUUAUAAGAAAAAGUACGAUCAAAGAGGCGAUAUGAAACUGUAUCACAAUUCAGAAUUUAUGAAAGUGUUGAGAUAUAAAUUGAAUAGGGAUAAUUAUAAAUGUAUACAACUUUCAGGCACUGAUAUGACCUACUCUGUACAUUCUCUGUGAUAAUUUUAUGUAAUUUGUAUAAAAAUAAGACAGAUGUGCUGAAAUUUAUCUGUUUUACAAAAUAAAUAUAGUCUAAAAUCA
Messenger RNA from Hylaeus volcanicus, 3898 nucleotides. RefSeq names its product galactoside alpha-(1,2)-fucosyltransferase 1-like. Bases 1252 to 2256 code for a protein of 334 amino acids. The record is from RefSeq and is a predicted model, not a curated record. The transcript is spliced from 3 exons. Gene Ontology annotation, cellular component: membrane. Gene Ontology annotation, biological process: carbohydrate metabolic process. Gene Ontology annotation, molecular function: galactoside 2-alpha-L-fucosyltransferase activity. NCBI's taxonomy places the organism in Eukaryota, Metazoa, Arthropoda, Insecta, Hymenoptera, Colletidae.